AAAUUUAUUUUUACUAUUAGCUCGAUUCACAGUCUCUGUUAUUAAAUGAUUUGCAGUUGUCCUAUGACUGAUAUCAAAGCCAACGCAUCAGCUACAUCGACGCCUCCUUUGUACGCAUCACUAGGAAGCCUUAUCAUUGACGACAUCGUUUAUCAGAAUGGUACAGAAGAACGUAAUGUCCUCGGUGGUGCUGGCAUUUAUGCCAUCUAUGGCAUGCGCGUUUGGUUGAAUCCACCCGAGUCGGAAAAGAUUGGUUACAUAGCACAAGAAGGGUACGAUCACCCUCCCGCUGUUGCUGACCAAUUGGAAAAACUUGACAUCACGUUACGAAGGCAACAGCAUGCAGACUUACAUACCACUCGCGGUUUAAAUACGUUUGGACCCAACGAUCAUCGCGACUUUGAAUAUAUCCAUCCUAUCAUUCGACUUACGGCACAAGAUCCACCGGAUGAUUGGGUCCACUCGCUUCGCGUGAUGCAUAUCAUUUGCUCACCUGAACGCGCGAUAGAGAUCGUUACAGAAUGGCGGGAACGAGGUGGAUCAUCAACUGCAUUUAUAUGGGAACCAGUGCCAUGGUCCUGUCUGUCCGAGCGAUAUGAAAUGGUAUGCAAGGCAGCAAAACUAGUGGAUGUGUUGACUCCCAACCAUGAAGAAGCAGCCGCCAUGCUAGGCAACUCGACCUUGGAUCCAGAGACAUGUGCUCAAAGGCUAUACUAUGCUACCCAAACCAACAUUGUCAUUCGUGCAGGUAAACAAGGCGCAGUGGUUGUCACGGAUAAUGUGCUUGAAUGGGUUCCUGCUUAUUGGAAGGAACAGGACAGUGAUAAGAUUCAGGACGUGACAGGUGCCGGAAAUGCAUUCUGUGGUGGCAUGUGUAUUGGCUGGGUUGCAUCCAACGGCAAUGCUGUGAUUGCUGCACGCUAUGGUGCCAUUUCUGCCAGCUACAUUGUGGAACAAGUCGGUUUACCGACAUACGAAAGAGAUAAUUAUGAAUGGAAUCAAGGUCCUUGUGCUCAAGAACGCCUAAGUAGCCUUUUAUUAUUAAAAAACUAA
Molecule: messenger RNA, 1053 nt
Organism: Zychaea mexicana
Lineage: Eukaryota; Fungi; Mucoromycota; Mucoromycetes; Mucorales; Lichtheimiaceae
Product: Ribokinase-like protein
Exons: 4
Coding region: 46-1053 (335 amino acids)
Source: RefSeq, a predicted model, not a curated record